Messenger RNA from Chlamydomonas reinhardtii, 1262 nucleotides. RefSeq lists its product as uncharacterized. Bases 45 to 827 code for a protein of 260 amino acids. Lineage: Eukaryota; Viridiplantae; Chlorophyta; Chlorophyceae; Chlamydomonadales; Chlamydomonadaceae. The record is from RefSeq and is a predicted model, not a curated record. The transcript has 8 exons.
UUUAAAGACAGACCCUUUGCCUGACCCACAGACAGACCCGGAAAAUGGCGCGCUGCUAUUCAGUGCUCAGCAUUGUCAUCUUCGCUUUCCUAGGUGUUACAAGGGAUGCAUAUGCAGCUCAAGAAGAUGCUGUGAAGCGAUUACAAGCCUGCGGCUUCAAACCCACGAGCGUGCUUGAUGUCGGUGCAAACGUGGGAACUUGGAGCAGAGUCUACAAGACCUUGUUCCCGGAAGCGACUUUCUUCAUGAUUGAGGGCAAUGAUAAGUGCCAGGGCGAGCUGGCAGCCACGGGUGUGCCGUUCGAGAUCUCACUGGUGGGCCGCGCCGAGGGCAGCAUAACGUACCACCGGCGGAAGGACGGCACGUGCGCCGCUAGCACGGGCAACUCGGUGUUCAAGGAGAACACGCACAUCUUCACCGAAGAUGAAGUUGUUGAAGCUCGUGUGCGGACCAUCGACAGCAUUGUCGCAGCUCGCCAGGUGGGACCCUUCCAGUUCUUGAAAGUGGACAUUCAGGGCAGCGAGGUGCCUGCGCUGCUGGGCGCCCGUCACACGCUGGAGAGUGUGGAGGUGGUGAUGACGGAGGCGCCCGUCAUGAACUACAACCAGGGCAGCCCGCCCUUCACCGUCCUCACCUCAGUGCUCAACCACCUGGGGUUUGAGAUCUUCGACAUCGCUGAUAUGGCACGAUCGGAUAAAGGGUUGCUGAUGCAGAUGGACGUGCUCUGGGUGCGGCGCAGUUCGGCGCUGUGGGGCCCUGCCUGCACCGGAUACCCUGUGCCAUCCCAUUUCACGCACAAGGGCCAACACGCUGAGUGGAUGCCCUAGGAUGCUGUAGCGGACAGGCUGUCGCGUGCAGCAUGAUGAAUGUGAUAGAGUAUUAGGGGAGGCAGGGAAAGCAGGGAAGGCAGGGAAGGCGGCAAGCAGGCUCGAUGUGGGCUGCUGGCGUAGUCGGUGACGGCGUUGCUUGGCAUUACGCGCUGUGGCGGCGAGUUCGCUAACAUUGCUGCAGAGUUCGCUAAAAUUGCUGACAUGCUGCCCUCGCGCUCGGGGCGCCAAUGCUCUUAGAUGAAGGGACGGCGGAGUGCUGAAGCUGGUUCGGAGGGUAGCACAGGUAGACAGAGACAUCGGGAUAAGAGGCAGAAGGCGUCCAGGCCCCUGGGCAGUGCAGGCUACCCGCUACCCAGGCAUUCAGCAGCGCUGGGACGGCCCGCUAGGGAAGUGCAACAGUGCUUGGACAAGUGUUCCCCGGUCACGGGAAAA